AUGGAUUCAUUGUCACUCAACAGAGCAGCUCUCGAUGAGUUUGUCACCACCAGAGUCACUCGGGAAAUGGUGGCUCACCUGGCACAACAGGCAGCACAAGUCAUCCGCUGUGAGGCUCAUGUGACCAACACAGUCAACCAGAAUGGCCAACCUACACCUCCAUCUACUCCUCCGAUGGAGCCCUCUAACCUACCUGCCCUUCCCUCAAUCGAGGACUUCAUCGCCUCACUUGUCGCUCGGUCGCAGGUGCAGGUACCCACUCUCAUGAGCUGUCUCGUGUACCUCGGUCGUCUGCGCUCGCGUCUGCCACCUGUCGCAAAGGGCAUGCGCUGCACUGUUCACCGCAUUUUCCUCGCCUCUCUCAUCCUUGCCGCCAAGAACUUGAAUGACUCCAGCCCCAAAAACAAACAUUGGGCUCGCUACACCGCAGUGAAGGGAUUCGAAGGGUUCGGGUUCUCUCUCCCCGAGGUCAACCUCAUGGAACGCCAGCUCCUCUUCCUUCUCGACUGGGACCUGCGCAUCACUGAGCAAGACCUCUUUACCUAUCUCGAGCCAUUUCUCGUUCCCCACCGCCAGCGCCUGAUCGCACAAGAGCAAGAGCGUCUCGCCGAAGAAGAGCACCGCCACAAACAACAACAACACCGUGAAUGGCGCCGUCUCCACGCAUCAGCAGAUCUGCUGGCCAGUCGCCUCCGCCGCCAAAAGCUUGAAGCCCGCGGCGAGGCCCGUCGCUCAAACGACAAUUCUAUCCGCCGUCUGCCAAGUCAUGUCUCAUGCCCAAGCAUGCACAACACCCACUAUACCGCACAGAGUGUCUCUGAACAUGAUCGCUACAACCCCUACCAGCGCCAGCGUGCAUCUCCCAACCGAGCCAACCGCUCUAUCUCUCCACCAUCCGUCCGCGAUGUACCAGCGCUCUCACACGCAGAGACAUUCAACUCUCUCUGCUCGCGCUCAUCCAGCGCCGCGCCCAGCUCAAGAGGCACACCAGCUUCCAUCAGCACGGUCUCAUCCCAGGGCAUCGAUGAUCUCAUGCUCACGGACCCAAACAGCAGCCCGUCCGCAGCCUCUCCGAACUACAGCUACGUUCACGUCCCCCACCUCGAAUCAAAGAAGUCCUUCGAGCCUAUCCGCCAGCCAUCCAAGAAGCUCAAGACCAGCAGCAACGCGCACAGUGGCGGCUUCGUCGCUCGCUUCCUGGCAUCGGCGACGAGCUCUUACAUGGGUGGUCGUCGAUCUCACUAA
Messenger RNA from Penicillium vulpinum, 1245 nucleotides. RefSeq names its product cyclin family protein. The transcript is spliced from 2 exons. Gene Ontology annotation, cellular component: nucleus; cyclin-dependent protein kinase holoenzyme complex. The record is from RefSeq and is a predicted model, not a curated record. Lineage: Eukaryota; Fungi; Ascomycota; Eurotiomycetes; Eurotiales; Aspergillaceae. Gene Ontology annotation, biological process: regulation of cyclin-dependent protein serine/threonine kinase activity. Gene Ontology annotation, molecular function: protein kinase binding; cyclin-dependent protein serine/threonine kinase regulator activity. Bases 1 to 1245 code for a protein of 414 amino acids.